AUGCAGCUCUCAAUCAUCCUCGGCUUGGCAUUGGUGCAGGUCCCUGUGUACCCAUUUUCACCACGACUCCCGAGACCGGAUAUACACGGCUCGAUGCUAAGCAAGAAGGACCUCAUCCCACGAUACAGUAGGAGAACCCGAGCGACCAUCGCGGCGCAACACAACUUUCACCGUGCUAAUGUCGAUCCUUCCGCGGCUGAUAUGCAGGAGAUGACUUGGUACCGAUGGGCGGCGAGGACCGCUCAAAAAUGGGCGGAAAAAUGUCGGCUGCUGGUUCACACAGGACUGGAAGAACUCACGGAUCCGGUCAUGGGUCAAUGUGGGCAGAAUAUUUUCGUCGCAUCGACUGAGGUACCGUGGUCGUUCGCUGUGCGCGUCUGGGACUUGGAGAAAUAUAACUUCUCUUACGGAGGAAUCCGCAAUAACACAGCCGGGCUGAACGGUCACUAUACGCAAUUGGUUUGGGCCACUUCCCGUAAAGUUGGCUGUGGCUACGCCCGCUGUGAAAUGAAGGACAAGAACAGAACGAGAACGUUUCACAACUAUGUUUGCAACUAUUGCCCGAUAGGCAAUCAUCCGAACAUCAGAGACUGGCCGUAUCGGGCGGGACAGCCAUGUAGUUAUUGUCUAGGAUCAUGCCGGAAUAACUUGUGCCAUGGGAUUGGCUGA
Galendromus occidentalis (western predatory mite) is the source of this 669-nucleotide messenger RNA. RefSeq names its product cysteine-rich secretory protein 3-like. The coding region runs from base 1 to 669 and encodes 222 amino acids. The record is from RefSeq and is a predicted model, not a curated record. Gene Ontology annotation, cellular component: extracellular region. Lineage: Eukaryota; Metazoa; Arthropoda; Arachnida; Mesostigmata; Phytoseiidae. The transcript is spliced from 6 exons.